Pseudonaja textilis is the source of this 393-nucleotide messenger RNA. RefSeq names its product BPTI/Kunitz domain-containing protein-like. Gene Ontology annotation, biological process: transforming growth factor beta receptor signaling pathway. Lineage: Eukaryota; Metazoa; Chordata; Lepidosauria; Squamata; Elapidae. Gene Ontology annotation, molecular function: transforming growth factor beta binding; receptor antagonist activity; serine-type endopeptidase inhibitor activity. The record is from RefSeq and is a predicted model, not a curated record.
AUGGGCUCCGGUCGCAGCCCCCUCCCGCUCCUCUUGGGGGUCGCCUUCGCCCUCUGGAGCCCCCUGCUCUCCCGGCGGGGCAGCUCCAAGCCGGACUGCAGCUCCUUCCCCACCUAUUUUGAGCGGUGUAGGCUCCCUAAAGAGCAUUUCUUCUACAACCAGACCGCCAAGCGCUGCCAACUUUUCCUGGACUUUGGCUGCCCCGGGAGCUUGAACACCUACGACACCCUCAGGAAAUGCCAGCAAUCCUGCUCAGAGAUUGACAUCUGCACGCUGCCUCCUGAUCGCGGGCCUUGCAACGAGAAACUGCACCGCUGGUUUUACGAGCCGAAGACCGGCAAGUGCACGAAAUUCAUUUUCGGGGGCUGUGAGGGGAAUGCCAACAACUUCAAC